GAGGGUAGCAGGAGGAGGAUCCUCUGGCCAGCAGUUUCCUUGAAGAUUUUGCAGACUACUUCCUGCUGCCAUGAAGGAGCCCCCCAAGGUCAGCCGUGGCUCUGGCCUCCCCCCACGGUCUCACAAAGCCACCCAGAGCCACUGAUUCCGCUUUGACGGCCCCACCUGCAGGUCAAUCCCUCAAGCAUCCCUGGCAGAGGGUGCUGUCAACCCCACCCUGCACUCCCCACUUUGCAACACAUGGACCCAGCAGUGCCCCGGAUGGCAGAUUGCGUGUCCUGCUCCCAGCCGGCUGCUGCUCACCCGCGGACUCGGAUCACCGGGGCUUUGGCGUUGGCUUUCCGCUACCCUCCUGCUCUUUGGCACUGACUUGGACCAGUUGGCAUCCUGGAUUCAGCAAUACAGAAGCAACCUGACAGCCAUACCCUGAACCAGUUGCUAACCAGGCAUCAUGUCGGGAGAUUACGACGAAGAGAGGCACCGCAAGGCGAUGGAGCUUCUUCAGGUGCUGUGCUCCAACACAUGUGCUGCCCAGGAACGGGAGAAGUGUCAGGAACUGACGGGCCAUGUGGGUCCCAUCAACUCAGAAAUCUUGGUCAGUCUCCUGUCGGUGAUCGUGACCUUCUGUGGGAUCGUACUGCUGGGUGUCUCCCUCUUUGUCUCGUGGAAGCUCUGCUGGAUCCCUUGGCGGGAUAAAGGCUCCUCUUCGCAGACACAGCGCAAGGAGCACCCCCUGCACGCUCACCUCCACCACUCACCUUUUGGGGACCUCCUGGCGGAGCGGGUGGAGCUGGGGCCGGAGAUGCCCGAGAGGUCCUACCUCGAUAUGGAUUCCUACCCCGAGGCCAACCUCAAAGUCAGCCAGACCUCCCCCGACCUCCCUGUGGAAGGCCAGACUACCACCAAGGAGGGCAAUAUGCCCAAUGCCCAUUCCCACCAGCAGGUUGCAAGCUUGGCACCCACACCCAGGUACAACACACUGCCACGCCCCUUGACCCAGCAGUUGAGCAGCCCGGACACCGGAGUCCACGGAGGGGAGGAGAAGGUGGAGCAAGUGACCAGCAUCGGGCAGAUCAAGCCGGAGUUAUACAAGCAGCGUUCUGGGGAGUCGGACUCCAAGAAAGGGGAGGCCGCGAGCUGCGGGCGGCUGAGUUUUGCCCUGCGCUAUGCUUACGGCACGGAGCAGCUGGUGGUGAGGAUUCUCCGGGGUGUGGACCUGCCCGCCAAAGACGCCAAUGGCUUCUCAGACCCCUAUGUGAAAAUGUACCUGCUGCCCGACCGCAAGAAGAAAUUCCAGACUAAGGUGCACCGCAAGACGCUCAACCCCAUCUUCAACGAGACUUUUAAUUUCAACGUCCCCUUUGCCGAACUGCCCUCUCGGAAGCUGCACUUCAGUGUCUACGAUUUUGACCGCUUCUCCCGUCACGACCUCAUUGGCCAAGUGGUGCUGGACAACCUGCUGGAACUGGCCGAGCGGGACAGUGAUUCACCCCUCUGGCGGGACAUCAUGGAAGCCAGUUCGGAAAAAGCAGAUUUAGGAGAGCUGAACUUCUCCCUCUGUUACUUGCCCACCGCUGGGCGUCUCACGGCCACUAUCAUCAAGGCCACCAACCUCAAAGCCAUGGACCUGACGGGCUUCUCUGAUCCCUACGUUAAGGCAUCCCUCAUGUGUGAAGGCAGGAGGCUGAAGAAACGCAAGACGUCCAUCAAGAAGAACACGCUCAACCCCACUUACAACGAGGCCCUCGUCUUCGACAUCCCCCAGGACAGCAUGGAGCACGUCAGCAUCACGUUGGCGGUCAUGGAUUACGAUUGCAUUGGGCACAACGAAGUCAUUGGGAUGUGCCGAGUGGGCAGCGAUGCCGAUGCGCCAGGAAGGGACCACUGGGCCGAGAUGCUGGCAAAUCCACGGAAACCCAUCGAACACUGGCACCAGCUGGUGGAGGAGAAGACUCUGAACAUCUACAUCAACAAGAACCCUCCAGCACGGGACAAGCCCAGCAUCGUGGUCGAAAGUGUUCAUUCGGACUAAGGCCGUCGUCUCCAGCCCUUCUCCACCCAGGGACUGGGAACGGUGAUGGCGCCCUCAGAAUUUUCUGGACUGUUGUUUCCUCUGACCCACCCCUCAGGACCUGCCAGCGGGGGAGGGGGCUUGUCUGAGGGUGGGGAACGAGCCCUCCUUUCUCAAUCUCCAUCUCCCCC
Messenger RNA from Gekko japonicus, 2202 nucleotides. RefSeq names its product synaptotagmin 3 (gene SYT3). Gene Ontology annotation, molecular function: calcium-dependent phospholipid binding; SNARE binding; phosphatidylserine binding. Gene Ontology annotation, cellular component: membrane. Bases 452 to 2032 code for a protein of 526 amino acids. The transcript has 9 exons. Gene Ontology annotation, biological process: regulation of calcium ion-dependent exocytosis; calcium-ion regulated exocytosis; regulation of dopamine secretion. The record is from RefSeq and is a predicted model, not a curated record. Lineage: Eukaryota; Metazoa; Chordata; Lepidosauria; Squamata; Gekkonidae.